UCCCGGGACUGUAUAUAAGACCUGACACAGCGACUCUCUCCACACGGACAAAACACUCUUCUCAGGUGCACUUGUAUGUCAAUCAAAAUGAGGGCUCUGGCAGUGAUCUUUACUCUGGCGGUCAUUACUGGCUGCAAUGCCCGUGUUCUGUUUCAGGCCGACGCCCCUCAGCCCAGAUGGGAGGAGAUGGUAGAGAGCUUCUGGACGUACGUAGCAGAGCUCAACACACAUGCUGAUGGUGUGGUACAGAACAUCAAAAGCUCUCAGCUCAGCAGAGAGCUUGACACCCUUAUCACUGACACCAUGGCUGAGCUGAACUCGUACACUGACAAUGUUCAAACCCAGCUGGCUCCAUACACCUCUGAUGCUGCCGGUCAGUUGAAUAAAGAUCUCCAGCUCCUGACUACCAAACUGCAAACUGACAUGACCGAUGCCAAGCAACGUUCCACCCAGUACCUGCAAGAGCUGAAAACCAUGAUGGAGCAGAACGCAGAUGAUGUGAAGAACCGCGUCAGCACCUACACCCGCAAACUGAAGAAGCGUCUGAACAAGGACACAGAGGAGAUCCGCAACACCGUGGCAACCUACCUGGGUGAGCUGCAGUCUCGCGCUUCCCAGAACGCAGAUGCCGUGCAGGACCGCUUCGAGCCCUACGUGAGCCAGGUCCAAGACAGUGCCAACCAGAAACUGGGUGCCCUUAGCGAACUGAUGAAGUCCCAGGCCCAGGAAAUGAGCGAGCACCUGGAGGUUCAGGCCGGAGCUCUGAAAGAGAAGCUCGAGCAGACCGCCGAGACCCUGCGCACUUCCCUGGAGGGACGCGUGGACGAGCUGACCAGCCUCCUCACCCCCUACUCAGAGAAGAUCCGUGAGCAGCUGCAGAUGGUCAUGGACAAGAUCAAGGAGGCCACAGAAGCUCUUCCCGCUCAGGCUUAAGAACUCUGUACACUCAUCUAAACACCAAACAGAAAGAUUAUCUUUUGUUACUGAAAUGUGCUUUUGUGGUAGGCUUAGGAGUACAGGACUCGAAUAAACUACUGGUGUCCAUCAUUGGACGGAUAAAUAAC
This is a messenger RNA of Triplophysa rosa, 1064 nucleotides long. It is a transcript of the gene apoeb, whose product is annotated as apolipoprotein Eb. The record is from RefSeq and is a predicted model, not a curated record. Lineage: Eukaryota; Metazoa; Chordata; Actinopteri; Cypriniformes; Nemacheilidae. Gene Ontology annotation, cellular component: extracellular region; intermediate-density lipoprotein particle. Gene Ontology annotation, biological process: lipid transport; lipoprotein catabolic process; cholesterol catabolic process. Gene Ontology annotation, molecular function: lipid binding. The transcript is spliced from 5 exons. Bases 76 to 933 code for a protein of 285 amino acids.